CUGCUGCGAGUCGGCGGCUCCGGGAUGUGAGGCGCUGCCCCGCUCCGUGAAGCCGCUGCCUUUUCCCCGUCAGCCCGGGUCCCGCGGAGAAAGUGUCGGCGGCGGCGGAUUUAAAGCGAUUGGCUGAAGAGAGGAAACUGGAGAAACAUUGGCAUUAUGGAUUCGAUGCGGAAAGUAGCAGUUGAGCACCGAGCUGUUUCCCAGUGGCUUCACGUGAUGAUGGGAUUCCUAGUUGGAUGGUCCGUGGCAGGGUCCAGUGAGCCUCUGGUUCUUCACAUCGAUGAAGAACAACCACCUUACAGUAUCGUCGGUGACAUAAAUGCAGGUCUUCCCCCCGGCCACAUCACUAGCAGUUUCUUCACACACGAGACCGAUGGCUCGGGCAUGUCCACCGACCUCAUCAUUGAUGAAAUGACGGGAAUUAUUAAGACAGCCAGGGUACUGGAUCGUGAGGCCAGGGAUAAGUACCGAUUUGUUGCGGUGAAUUUAGGAGGUGAUACAGUUGAAGUGGUGAUAUUAGUCAAUGAUAUAAACGACAAUGCUCCUGUCUUUCCCAGCAGUCAGAUGCGACUGAAAAUAUCGGAGCAGACACCUGUGGGAACUCGGUUUCGCUUGGACUCGGCUAUCGAUGCCGAUAGAGGCCAGUUUAGCACGCAGGGAUAUUUCAUACACAGUGGAAAUGUAGGGCAGUCCUUUAGGCUGGAAACUAAAAGACUGACUGAGACACUGGACUUGGAGCUGGUGGUCAACAGUCCCCUGGACAGGGAAGAGAGAUCCACCUACACUCUGGUGGUUGAAGCCUUUGAUGGUGGAACUCCUCGAAAAACAAGUCAGAUGACUUUGUACGUCUCCAUUUUGGACGUCAAUGACAAUGCUCCACUAUUUAAUCAGACUCGAUACCAUGCUAUAAUCUCAGAGAGUCUACAGCCCGGCAGUAGAUUUCUCCAGGUCUUUGCCAUAGAUGCAGAUGAAGGAAAUAAUGCAGUGGUUAUUUAUGAGAUCAACAGGAGGCAGAGUGAUCCUAACCAGUACUUUGCCAUUGACUCCAAGACCGGUAUCAUCAAAUUAAACAAAGGAUUGGAUUAUGAAAUGAAGAAAGUUCAUGAGCUGGUGGUCCAAGCUCGAGACAAUGCUACACAUCCCGAAAUAACGACGGCAUUUGUUACAGUUCAGGUCAAGGAUUAUAAUGAUAACCAGCCCACUCUCACCAUCAUCUUUCUCAGUGAAGAUGGUUCACCUCACAUAUCUGAGGGAGCUCAACCUGGUCAAUUUGUGGCCAGGAUCUCUGUAUCUGAUCCUGAUUAUGGAGAAUAUGCCAAAGUCAAUGUAUCCUUGGAUGGUGGUGAUGGUAAAUUUGGACUAACUACCAAGGAUAAUAUUAUUUAUUUAAUUUGUGUGGACCAGAUGUUAGACAGAGAGGAGAAAGAUAGUUAUCAGCUGAGUGUUACAGCCACUGAUUCUGGAACACCGCCUCUCAGAGCUGAAUCAACCUUUACCAUUCAUGUCACUGAUGUUAAUGACAACCCACCAGUCUUUGAUCAUUCAAGGUAUAAGCAAUCCAUUCCAGAGGUUCUAUACCCUGGAAGCUUUGUGCUACAAGUAACGGCCAGAGAUAAAGACGACGGCAUUAAUGGUGAUAUUGUUUAUGGAAUUGUCAACAACCCAGAGUCUCACUCCGAGUGGUUCACCAUUGAUCAAGUCACUGGAGUUAUCACCACAGCUGCAACUUUGGACUACGAAACCGACCCCGCUCCCACAUUGACCGUGUUGGCCACUGAUCGUGGACACAAGCCUCUGUCUUCCUCUGUGACUGUCACUAUAGCGAUCCAGGAUGUUAACGAUAAUGAGCCUGUGUUCAGCAGAAAUUUCUAUAAUACUUCAAUCAAGGAAAACGAACCCCCUGGAACCUGCUUUCUCCAGAUCUCAGCCACAGACGCUGACAGCGGCAGCUUCGGAACUGUCACCUACUCCAUUGGAUCUGGCAUUGGGCGCCUACCACCCAAUCAGUUCACCAUUGACCAGCACACCGGUCAAAUCUGUACCAGCGGCGCCUUGGACCGGGACGAGGAACCCGACCACUACGAGUUCACGGUGACGGCUGUGGACGGGGGCGGUCUGAACUCCAUGGCCUACGUGAAGGUUUACGUGGAGGACAUCAAUGACAACCGGCCCGUGUUCUACCCGCUGCAGUACGCGGCCAGUCUCAGCAGCCAGAGCCGGCCGGGCACCGUGGUGCUCACAGUCCUUGCCUACGACAAGGAUGGCGGGAGGAACGGCAAACUGACGUAUCGUAUCGUCACAGGAAACAAGCUCGCCCUGUUCACCCUCAACAGGGGCACCGGAGUGAUUUCACUUGCAUCGUCGCUGCGCUCUGGAGGAGACUCGGUCCAGCGCUUGGUCAUCUCUGCCCAGGACACUGGUGGCCUCACCUCUCUGGUCAACGCUGUGGUCAACAUCAGCAUCGUGUCUGGCUCCAUCUCACCGCCCAUCUUCGAGCAGGACCAGUACUUCCUGACGGUGGCUGAGGACACGCGUGGCGGCACUCCCAUCGGCCGAGUCAGUGCCCUCAAUUCCCCAGGUCAUUCUGACUCCGUCUUCUAUACCACCAUCUCGUCUGGUGACCCCAACGGCUACUUUGCCGUUGACCUGGGCACGGGAGUGAUUCGGACAAAGGCCCCGCUGGAUCACGAGUCUGAUGCGGUUGUGACGUUGGACAUUCAGGCUCACAGCGGCUCCCCGCCGGCCUAUAGCGGCACUAAGGUCAAGAUCACCGUCUCUGACAUCAAUGACAACAAGCCAACGUUCCCAACCUCCUCCGAGUCUAUCCUUGUCCCUGAGAACACGCAGCUCGGAUCAGUCAUCUACUCGGCCAGUGCUGAGGACAAGGACAGUGGGGCCAACGGUCAGGUUCAGUACGACCUCGUGACCGGAUCACAACGGACCUUCAGCAUUGACCGCACGUCUGGGCAGCUCCGUCUGAUUGGGUCUUUGAGCUACGAGACCGCAGCUCGCUACAACUUGGAGAUGGUGGCCAAGGACAGCGGAGCUCCUCAGCUCAGCUCAACCUUCACCCUGCUCAUUCACGUGCAGGACGAGAGUGACACUGCCCCUAUCUUUGACACUUUGACCUACAGGGUAGAGGUCAAGGAAGGGACCCCGGUCAACCGGCGAUUCCUCCAGGUGCGGGCUUUAAGCCAGGACACAAAGGGCAGCCACGUCACGUACCACCUGCGGCCCGAUGAGGACUCGGCCAGUUUCGGCAUCGUUUCUGAGAGCGGAUGGCUGUUUGUGAAGAGCGCUCUGGACCGGGAGGACAGAGACCACUUCAGCCUCACGGUGGUGGCGUCCAGCGUCGAGGGGGAGCACACCAAGACCGGGACCGCCAUGGUCCGCAUCUCCAUCACCGACGAGAACGACAACACGCCCACACUGAGCGAGGAUCGCUACUUCUUCACCGCGCAGGAGAACGUGCCGGCGGCGGCGUCCACCAUCGGCCGUGUCCUGGCAACUGACCGGGAUCAGGGUCUGAACAGCAAACUGACCUACAGGCUGCAGCCUCCACACGCCAACUUCCGUAUCAACCCACAGACCGGUGAGAUGAGCUCGGUGGUGACCUUUGACCGAGAGGUCCAGGCCAGUUACCAGCUGACGGUGGAGGUUCAGGAUGGAGGUGCUCCACCACGCAGUGUCACCGCCUCUGUGUACGUGAUGGUCCUGGAUGAGAACGACAACUCUCCCGUCUUCACCAACGUGCCAGCGGGGGAGGAGCUCGUUCUGCAGAUUUUUGAAGGAAACUUAUCUGGAAAUCUAGUGACUACCCUACAGGCCAAGGAUGCGGACGAGGGGGAAAACGGGACAGUGGUCUUCUCCCUCUCAGGAUCCUGGGCCCAGCAGUUCUCUCUCCAGCCGGUGACUGGUGAACUGCGAUCAGCCACCAUUCUGCGGCAGCGCGACCGGCACGAGUACGAGUUACUGGUCCUGGCUCAUGACCGUGGGCACCCUCCACAGACCACCGCCCUCACCGUGCGUGUCCAGGUGCUGGCCUCCCCAGGUAAAGUGCCACAGCUGGACAGCAGUUCCAUCACCUUCUGGUCCACCGAGGGAACGGCCCCCGGUUCGGUCAUCGGGUCAGUGGCCUCGGGCCAGCGGUCAUCAGCUGCGGACGGAGAGGUGACGUACACGGUGGUGGGGGGCACGGAUCGAGACGGCCGCUUCCUGGUGGACAGGCUGGGGGGGGAGGUGUAUGUGGCCCAACAACUGGACUAUGAGUCUGGGUCCCACUACCAGCUGGAGGUGGCCGUGGACAGUGUCCGCAGCGGCCUGCCACACCGCUCCAUCAUCCUGCUGGACAUCAACAUCCAGGACUCCAACGAGCACCCACCCCUCUUCCCCGAAGACCCCAUCACCAUCGUCAUCAAUGAGAACGUGCCAACCGGAUCCUCCAUCUACAGCUUCCAUGCCCUGGACCAGGAUGGGAGUGGUCCCAACAGUGAGGUGCGUUACACCUUGCUGACCCAAUCUCCCCCAGACCCCCAGCUCCAGCUCCACCCCGUCACUGGGGUGCUGGCUGCGGCCGACACCAUUGACCGGGAGACCACUGCCACGUUGCUGUUGGUGGUGCAGGCUACCGACCAGGCCCUCAACGCCAGCCAGCGCAAGUCAUCGGCGGCCACUGUCCGCGUCUUUGUGACCGACGAGAACGACAACAGCCCCCAGUUCCUGUCGCCGCCCACGGUCAGCGUCCUGGAGAACCAGCCGGCGGGAUCGGUCAUCGGUCAUCUGGUCGCUCAGGACGCCGACCUGGGAGAGAACGGCCGGGUCACCUACCGCAUCACGUCCGGUCGCGGACACUCACACUUCCACCUCAACCCAGACACAGGGGCGCUGACCACCCUUGACAUUCUGGAUUGUGAGGAGCAGAACCAGUUCAAUCUCACUGUGGAGGUGUCUGAUCACGGAGUGCCCAGCCGCAAAACCAGCCAGUCUCUGCAGGUCCAGGUCAUCGAUGUCAACGACCAGAUCCCCACCUUUGACCAGACAACAUACGACGUGGGGGUCACGGAGAACCAGUCCCCGGGCAGUCCUGUUCUUCAGCUGCAAGCGAUCGACAGAGAUGAAGGUUCCAACGGGCUGGUCACGUAUGGGGCCGUGCAGGACGACAGCUUCUCCAUUGACCCGGUGUCGGGGAUGAUCAGCAGCAGAGGUGCCCUGGACAGAGAGCUGCAGUCCAUCCACCUGCUCACAGUUUACGCUCAAGACGGUGGAAUUCCCCCUAACGUUGCCACGGCGACAGUUUGCAUCAGGAUCGAGGAUGAGAAUGACAAUGUGCCGCAGUUUGACAAGGAGGUUUAUCAACUCCAGGUCCCAGAAAACCAGCCUCGGGUGAUCCUGUUCACAGUCAAGGCCACGGACAAAGAUUCCGGUGAAAAUGGCCGUGUGGAAUAUGGGAUCGUUGGGGGUGAUGACCAUGGCCACUUCAGCAUCGACAGAGACAGUGGGAUAUUGUCCACAACUGCUGGUCUGGACAGGGAGGCCACUGUCCUCUACACCUUGACCAUCGCAGCGUGGGAUCAGGGUGAGCCACAACACAGCAGCUCAGUGUCUGUCUUUAUCCACGUGUUGGACAUGAACGAUAACUCACCCACAUUCCCGGAGCCCAGCUACAUGGCGGAGGUGGGAGAGGACAGUGUGGUGGGCACUCUGGUGUUGCAGGUGUCUGCUGUGGACAGGGACGCGGGGUCUAAUGGGCAGGUGUUCUACUACCUGAGCAGCGACUCGCUGGGCAUGUUCAGUGUGGACACGGUGGGCAGAGUGACCACAGCCCAGCCCCUAGACCGGGAGAAGGAAGACAUCUACACGUUCCUGGUGCGAGCGGUGGACUCGGCACCCUCUGACCCCCGCAGCUCCACCACCAGGCUAGAGGUCAUCGUGAAGGACGUCAACGACAACUCUCCACACUUCCUUGUUGACCCGCUGGUGGUCAAUAUCUCCAAACACACACCUGUCCACCAGGUAGUGGCCACCAUGAAGGCCGAGGACAAGGACUUUGGAGCCAACGCCUCCAUCUUUUACCGCUUUGCCAAGGUGGUGGCGGGCUUCAGCAUCAACUCCUUCACCGGGGAGAUCCGGCUCUUGUCGGUGCUCGGCCCCAUGACCCAGAGGGAACGCACGUUGUUGGUGGUGGCGACUGACCAGGGAACGCCCGCUCGCUCCACCACCGGCGUGGUCAACAUACACCUGCGGGAGCAGCCGGACCUCGGCAUUCGCUUCCGCCGAAGCCUCGCCGACGUUGCAGUAGCCGAGAACACGGCACCAGGCACGUCUGUGAUCCGGGUCCAAGCCCAGCACCCGAACGGCUCCAACAAAGGAAUCAUGUACAGCAUCUUCAGUGGGAACGAGCGAGGGACAUUCACCAUCCGCUCCCACACCGGCGACAUCUCCAUUAAGAGCGCGGCUGGACUGGACUUUGAGGAGGGGGCGCGCCGACGCCUGGUCAUUAUGGCUGAAACCUCGUCGUCUGCCGUCUUCACCUCCGUCACGCUGGUCCUCCAGGACAUCAACGACAACCUGCCCCUCUUCCAGCAGCAGAACUACGUGGCCUUCAUCUGGGAGGCCCAGGGUUACAGCACGCCCAUCAUGCAGGUGUUGGCCAGUGACGUGGACCAGGGUCAGAAUGGUCAGGUGACCUACUCCAUCGCUGCCUCUCCCCAGAGCGAACUCUUCCACAUCAACCCGCUGACCGGAGACAUCAGCACUGCGGCCAUCAUGGACAGGGAGAUCUGGCCAAAGACACAGCUGCGUCUGACGGCCACUGACCGUGGAUAUCCGCGGCUGGUGGGUUCGGCCACUCUGACCAUCGUCGUGCUCGACCUCAACGACAACAGCCCCACUAUCCCCCUGCCCCAGGAGGUGCGAGUCUCCGAAAACGCAGUGAUUGGCCGGGAGAUCACCAAGGUGACGGGCAACGACGUGGACUCGGGGCCCGUGUUGACCUACACGCUACUGACCGAGACCCACGUCUUCAGCAUCAAUCGCUACCACGGCCUGGUCUCGCUGGCAGCCGCACUGGACUUUGAGCAGCAAUCCUGGUACCUGCUCACCGUCCGCACAUCAGACUCCAAGCACAGCACCGAGGCCAACAUCACCAUACAUGUAGAGGACGUCAAUGACAACCCUCCACUCUUCAUGCAGGACCUGUACCAGGUGUUGGUGUCAGAGUUCACGCCCCCGGGGACAAGCAUUGUCACCGUCACGGCCACUGACCGGGACUCUGGAGCCAACGGCCAGGUCCACUAUCGCCUGUUGGACCCCGAGGACGGUCUGUUUAACAUCGACCCCCACAACGGGACCCUGUUCACGGUGCAGCCGCUGGUGGCCGGGGUGUCGGGCUCGUUGUCCGUGUUGGUGGAGGCGCGGGACCGGGGCUCUCCGGCCCUCAGUUCCCGGGCCAAGGUGUGGGUGCAGCUGCUGGAUGUGAACGACCACAGCCCGGUGUUCGGGCAGCGCGAGUACCGGGCCGAGGAACCGGAGGACUUGCGGCCGGGCAGCACGGUGCUGAGCUUCGAGGCGACAGAUGCGGACUGGGGCCCGGACAACGGCGGCGUGGACUACACCAUCGUCAGCGGCAACACCGCAAAUGCCUUCCAGGUGCAGAGCGGACUGCGGCGCGGCGCUGGCGGCCGUGCAUGGCGGACACUCGGCCGCCUGGUACUAGCCCAGCGCCUGGACUUCGAGACGGUCGCCGCCUAUAACCUGACCAUCGCCGCGUCUGACCGCGGGGUUCCCCGGCGCAGCUCCACCGCCCUGGCGCUCGUCACCGUCCGCGACGUGAACGACAACCCGCCAGUGUUCGCGCGCUCCCGCUACGAGGUGACGGUGAGCGAGGCGGCGGCCGUGGGCGGCGAGUUGGCACGAGUGUGGGCGAGUGACCGGGACACGGGCACGGCGCUGCGUUACUCCAUCAGCUCGGGAGACGCGGCCGGACAGUUCGCGGUGGACGAGCGGAGCGGGGUCGUGCGCCUGGUGCGCGCUCUUGACCUGGAGCUGCAGCAGCGGCAUCUGCUGAUCGUGCAGGCCCGUGACGGGCACGAGCCCGGCGCGCACGUCGCCCUGGUGCCGCUGGCCGUGCGCGUGACCGACGUCAACGACAACCGGCCGCUCUUCCCGGUGCCGCGCCUGAGCGCGAGCGUGCGCGAGAACCUGCCGGCGGGGACACUCGUGAUCGCGCUGCGCGCCACCGACCGCGACCGCGGCGCCUUCGGGAAGCUGCGUUACUCGCUGGUCGGGCGCACGGAGCCGAGUGCAGCCCCACCUCCCCUGUCACUACACCCCGGUACCGGGGAGCUCCGGACCACUCGGCCCCUCGACCUGGAGAGGCGCGCGGCCGUGCAGGUGGUGGCGCGCGCGCUGGACGCCGGCAACGCUUCGGCCACGGUGACGGUCACGGUGCUGGUGACGGGCGAGGACGAGUACGACCCGGUCUUCAGCCAAGCCGCCUACUCCUUCGCCGUGCCCGGGGACGCGCGCCGCGGCCACGCUAUCGGGCGCGUGCACGCGACGGACGAGGACCGGGGGCUGGACGGCGCCGUCGUCUACUCGCUGCUCGCGCCGUCCCGCCACUUCGCCGUCAACCGGAGCACCGGCGAGUUGCUGCUGCGCGUGGACGGCGCGGGACCGCGCGAAGUGCGCGCCACCCGGGAGCCGCGGACCAUCACCCUGACCAUCGCGGCGCGUGGCCCGCUGGCGGACGCGCGCUCGGCCCAGACUGAGGCCACGGUCGAUGUGUCGCUCACGUCCAUCGGGCUCGCCCCCGAGGUGAACCCGCUGCUCGUGGCCGCGCUUGCUGCGUCGCUGGGGGUCGGCGCGAUGCUGGCGGUGGUCGGGCUCGCGCUCGUCAUCGUGCGCGCGCGUAGGAAGCGCGGCCUCGAGGCGGAGGCGGAGGCGCUGCAGGACAAGGCGCGCGCGGCCGAGAGCUCGCUCCCGCCCGCCGACCGCAUCUACCACCAGACGCUGCCCGGGUACACGGGCGCGCCCACGCUGGUGGCAGGCGCGUACCCGCGCGGGGACUCGGUCGACCCGUCGCACUCGAGCGGCCGCGGCUCCGCCGAAGCAGCCGAGGACGAUGAGAUCCGCAUGAUCAACGAGUUCCCGCGCCUGGGAAGCGCGCUCCCGGAGCGCGUGUCCGCGCGCGGCCCCGACUCGGGCAUCCAGCGCGACGCCGACCAGAUGUCGGACACGUCCACCGAGCCCGCGUCCGAUUGGCUGAAGCCGGGCAAGGCACCGUGCGCGCUCACGCCAGCCCCUGGCGGCGCGCUCCCGGGCACCGGGAUCCGGGACUGCGCGUUCCCGGAGGACGGGCGUCCGGCGGCGCGCGGCUCGCUCACGGCCAUCGUGGCGAGUGACGAGGAGUUGCGGGGCAGCUACAACUGGGACUAUUUGUUGAACUGGUGCCCGCAGUUCCAGCCACUCGCCAGCGUCUUCACCGAGAUCGCGCGUCUCAAGGACGAGAGCGCACCCCGUAAAGCGGCGACCAGACCGGGCGCGGACCCACGACCUUGCAUCGACCCCCCGCCACUCAUCACCGCCGUCGCCCACCCCAGUGCCAUGUCGGUGCCGCCGCGACUGGCCGUCGGCCGCGGGCUCGGAGCCACUCUGCCCCGCUCGCCCAUCACCAGCGACACUUCCAUCGCCUCGGCCGCCAUGUCGCCCAGUUUCUCCCCGUCCCUGUCGCCGCUCGCCGCACGAUCGCCCGUAGUCUCCCCCUUCGACGUGUCCCAGGCGCCGCCCGCCUCCCUCCUCAGCACCGACACCUCGCUCGACAGCCCCGAGGAACCGGAGCUCCGCAUCUGAGG
Messenger RNA from Leucoraja erinaceus (little skate), 9851 nucleotides. RefSeq names its product protocadherin-16-like. The record is from RefSeq and is a predicted model, not a curated record. Gene Ontology annotation, molecular function: calcium ion binding. Lineage: Eukaryota; Metazoa; Chordata; Chondrichthyes; Rajiformes; Rajidae. Gene Ontology annotation, cellular component: plasma membrane. Gene Ontology annotation, biological process: homophilic cell-cell adhesion.